Molecule: messenger RNA, 299 nt
Organism: Funneliformis mosseae
Lineage: Eukaryota; Fungi; Glomeromycota; Glomeromycetes; Glomerales; Glomeraceae
Source: the annotation of a GenBank genome assembly
AUAUACUAGAUAAUAAAAUACCACCUAAACCAAAAAAUAAAGGAGAAUAUCUUUUAUGUCAUAUUGUUUGGCUUAAAGGUUCACCUCAAGAAAUUGAAGUACAUUUAGCUUUUAAGUGUCAAAAAGCUAAACCUUCAGUUAGAGAUAUUUUUUUACAACUAUUAGCAGCUAAAACCAUUAAUCUUGACGCAUCAGAAUUUUUAAAAGAUCUUGAUGAAUUUAUUGGAGAUUUAGAUAUUGACUUAAAAGAGAAAUCAGAUAAUAGUAAAAUAGUUCAGAAGGAAAUUGAUGAGGAUUAA